UUUUUGCCGUUGCCGGGUAGGCUACCGGGCGUCGGUAGAUGAUUUUCUUAGUCUGUCUAUGGUUGUCGGCUAAUGCGCGUCGGGCGGGCUCGUAGUGAAAAAACGCGCGGGAAAAUUUUGUUUCAAAUUUAUUCGUGAUUUUUAUUCUGUGAAGUGUUUUAAAUUGUGUGCCUUUGGAUUAUUUGAUGUAUUUGGUUUUGAGAUAUUGAGAGCGACACUUCGAGCCAGCAACUUGUGUCUAGGAUAAGACGUACAGACUUCUAUAAAAUGCUUGGCAAACGUCGGCGAAUGCUCAAAAAAGUUUGAAGAUGCAUGUACAACAUCGAAUAGUCCUUGUCAUAAGCCUUCUAGUCAUUUUAACAUGGGCCCACGGUCUGGAAGCCAAGAAGUUGAAUAAACAAAUAUGCCCCAUAGGCUUCAAAGUAGCUUACAACAGAGCCAAAGGAGAUCAUAUCUGCUAUAAACGGAAAGAACUCGAACCGUUCUCAGCAGUUUUAGAUGACUGCGACGGAAAUUUAUACUCAUCGAAAUUACACAAUUCUUUAGACAUAUUUAAACUGGAAUAUUCUGACAUACUAUGGUCUGAAUAUAAGUCAUUUUACCCUGGCGGGCCUUUUGUAAGUUGGUCGCGUAAUGACAGAGAAUGGAGUGUUGUCACCGAUGUCAACAACUACGACCCUUACAGUUUAAGAUAUGACAUAUCUCAAGAUCUCUGUUUGGCUGUCAAUAGGACAGGAGAAUAUAUUGCGGUGCAGUGUGAUGAUAAAUAUUACAGAUAUUGUUUCGUAAAGCCGUAUUCUGAUGUAGAUGAUAUGAGAAGAAAAGGCUGUGAAGGGUUCAGAGGGUCAUAUAGAUUCGUUAAUUCGAAAGACAUUUGUUUGUUGGGCGUCACCGGCGUUGGCGGGGGAACGGUGAGGGCGACAUGGAAUCAGUCCCAGGCGUUAUGCUCAAGGCACGGUGGAACAUUGUUGAGUCGAGGGUGGCAGUAUGCAAAUGUGCCCAUGUUCCAUAUAUCAGAUGUCUCUCCGACGUCGACGUACCCUUUGGGCAUAGUCUGGGAUCCCGAGAGGAAAGUUCUACGGUACGUGUCCGAAGACAAUGUUAUUGAGAAACCAUUUGAGAUGAGUUCAUGGAAUAGCACCGACGACACUAUGUUCAUAGCCAUUAAGGACGAAUCUUGGACGCCAGUGAACAGCUCGUACAUAUUUUUCGACGUUAUUUGCGAACAUUCCGUGCAACUAAGAAACCUCACGCUAACAUUGAGUGUAAACCCAGAUAACAAGAUAAUUUUAGAUGUAAAUGACUCUGUUGAUAAGGAUGACGUUCACUGUACCACGGACUCUGAGUCAUACAGACCAACUAAAGUGAAGAUUCAUCAUGAUGAUGACGAAGAUAACUAUGUCCUAUCACCAGCCACAGAUGGCUACUAUUGGUGUGAACACAUAGACAGAUAUAACUUCCAAAGUACACAAUCAAAUAAAGUCCUAUUCGUAAGAGAAAGAGAAUCACUUAUUAACUUAUACAGUGUUAAAAUAAAGCUGAUUAAUGAUAACUACACAUUCUCAAAUGCUGCUAAAAAGAAAGAAUUCUGGAUUGAUCAGUUGCAAGAGUACGUAUUUUAUAGGACGAAAUAUGUACAAAUGUUUGAUGUGGAGAAAAUACUUAAUCCUAUAGAGGCGCAGAAAAUUCUUCGUGAUUUCAAAGCAUCGCGAACGGAGCUACGUUGGCGAGAUAGCGAGGCUAUUUACAAUUCUGUUGUAAAGAGAUUAUACAUGAACAAAAAUACGGUAUUAUUACAUGUGGAGCUUAAUCCUGAGAUGAUACCAGUCACUCCAGGUUUCUGGGGGAAUAUAGAGGUAGUUGCAAUGAAGCCAGCUUACUAUUGCAAAGGAUUCGACUCUGUGCCGAGGUUAUCAAUUGGAGAAACUACCCUCACACGUGGUUGUCGCACAUACUCUUGCCUUGGCGACUUCAAUGAAGGAGUCCAAUGGUUGGAGACCGAAACUAAUGACUGCGUCCCUUCAUCGUCUGUCCCUAUGACCGUCACUAUCCUCAGUGACGUCACAAUGAAGAUGCCCACUUUAGGCACUCUACCUUCCACGACGACAAAGGAUGAAUACCUCGACAUUGUCGAAGAAGACGUGGAUGCUGAGGAUGUAUCAGAAUAUAAUCCAGAUGAUAUCAGAAAUGAGACGUUUACUACAGAAAGUUCUUAUGAGAAAAACGUCAUGACAGAAGAAACUGUUAGCGUAACAGACGAAUCAGGUGAAGAUGAGGAGGAAGCUACUACAUUCAUAACAACUAGACGUUAUCCCAUCUGGCCUCCGUAUACAACUGUACCAGUAACAGUAGUUGAUACUCCUCGGCCUACGACGGUGGAUCCACCUAUUACUGUCAAUCCAACGAUUACACCACCUCCUGAAACCACAACACCACCUCCUGAAACCACAACACCACCUUUAGCUCCAGAUGAGCAGUUGGAGCAGGUGAUACACGACCUGGAACAACUGCUCCAAGACGACUCUGUGCCUCUCACCGUCGACAUGGUCGACGAUGCUUUCGAUCAGGUGAACAGCAUCUUAGAAGUGGAAGACGACCUGACAAUUCCCGGGGACCUUCUCCACAUGUUGGACGAGCUCGGCAACAGGAUCAGCCUGAACGGCUCCCACACCGCGAGCGCCAUCCGUGGGAAUGUUGCUCUGUUAAUGGCCGAUGCUGCUCCGGACAAACCCGUCAGGGGCGUGAGGAUGGCUGUGAUGGACCCUAAUUCUGAUACCUUCACCAAUGAUACCUUUGACUUCAUAAAUAGUGAAAUAAACUCGACGCAGAUAGCGAGUAACAAGAGCGAGGCAGUGGUCUAUCUCCCUGAGUCCGUCACGAGCUCUCCUCGUCGGAUCAGCUUCGUGAUCUUCAGGAACGAGAGGGCCUUCAGAGGAAACCAGACUGUCGUGGUCAACAGCAGAAUUGUUAGCGUCAAUGUUGAGAACGUCACCGAAUUUGAGGAAGGGGAGUGCCCAUGUUGCGAUGAUGCGAGACAGGUUAAUUAUUUAGAGUGCAAAUGCUGUCAUUAUCGAAAACGUCGGGAAGCGCCAACACGAGAAUACCCACGAGAUCUAACAAAGCUAAAAGCGCCGCUGUUUGAUUACGAUAAUCGAAAAAUCAUAAAUGUGACUGAAACAUUGUUUGGAACUAGGUGUGUCUUGGGUAACUACGCAGUGGUGAAUCAAUCUACUGUUACAUUAUUUUCUAGACCUGGAGACGACAGGUUCUUGACGCACCCUCUCAAGGAAGAGUGGAAAUGCAGAGACGAAUCACCGUACAGUAUAUCGAAUUACAAUACAGAAUCAGGAGUAACCUUCCUGCAGGCAUAUGAAAGGAACUACACGUGGUCAACUUUCGGAACAUGUGGCUUAGAUUAUCCUGAAAAUGUUUACUGCUACUGUUGCCUACUGGACAACGAGAAUAAUCAGGUGGGCAACGGUGAACCCUUCGACUAUUGGGAUGAACUAUUCAAAAUAACACCCUUACCUAGUCACAUUCAGCUCAGACUGAAGGAUUAUUGGACGAAUGAAGCGGCCACAAGCCCGGAUAUAUCAAAUUAUGAUCAGUCGGUGUCAGAUUAUAUACAAAAUUUACAAAAUCUGACAUACCACCUGUUUGGACCUAAAUGUGACUUAGAUAACUUUGCAGUAGUCAAUCAGUCUAUUGCCACAUUAUUUUAUAGAUCAAAUAGCGGAGGGCUCUUGUCAAACCCCUUGUUUGGAGACUGGUUAUGUAAGGAAGAAACAGCACACAAUAUAAAGAUGUACAAUGCACAAUUAAAUGUAAGCUUCCUACAUACGUAUGUAAGAAAUUUCGAUUUGCCAGCAUUUGGGAUGUGCGAAGCAGAAUACAGUGAAAAUGUUUAUUGUUAUUGUUGCCUGAUCCCCCGUCAUAAGAGACAGGGUCCUAUUGAACCGAUUCGUUUCUGGGACAACCUAUAUGGAAUAACGCCUCUACCAACACAUAUUCAACGCAGAAUGAGGUAUUAUUGGAUGAACUCAGAGUUUGAUUCAGAAAAGGAAAUGAAUUACACGGAUGAAUUUUCUUUUAAUGAGACAACAACAAGCGCGGACUACCCUAAUGAAGAUUAUGAAGACUAUAAAGACUAUGCUAUGAACGAAUCAGACGGAGAUUUUUCAUACAUGGUUACAACAACUCUACAACCAACUGCAACAAAUACACCCACGCAACCAACUAUUAUAAAUCCAUCACUUCAGGUUGACCAAGAUAGGGUCUUAGAGGAACUGGAAGUAUUACUACAAGAAGAGUCUUCGAUACCAAUGACCAGCGUGGAAUAUGCUAUAAAUAAUGUGAAUAUUAUACUUAAUGGUAUUUCGAGGGGCCCAAUAUUACAGGUGGAUUCCCUAUUUGAAGACCAAAACGUGACCGUCAAGGGAGAACUUCUACAACAAUUGGAUCGUUUGGGCCCUAGGGUCGACCUUAAGGGGUCCCAGUCGGCCAUGAUAGUACGGGACAACCUUGCCGUGAUUGUAGUGGAUGGCAACCGUGAACAUCCUGUGAAUGGGCUCAGAAUCACCACGGACAGACAUGACGCGUUCAACACCGAUUGCUUCGAUUUGAUAACAGAUGACGACUACACCCAGUAUAUCACCAGCAAUGAAAGCGACGCCGUGGUCUCCCUUCCAUCUUACGUGACCUCUUCUAACAGCCGCAUAAGUUUCGUCAUAUUCCGCGAUGACCGUGCCUUUCAGCAUAUUUCAGGGAGACGAGACGCUCUUGUCAACAGCAGAAUCCUUAGUGUUAAUAUUGAAAACGUCACAAAAUUUGAAGAAGGGGUAAUAAGCCUUUAUCUGCGACCAAUAAAAUCUGACAUUGGACUCGACGUGAGAAGAGCUUGCGCGUAUUGGAAGUUCCUCGAUGAUGGUACAGGAUAUUGGUCUGAAGAUGGAUGUGUCUACGUGAAAUCAUCAAAUGGCGUCCUCGAUAUGUGCCAAUGCGACCAUAUGACGCAUUUUGCUGAAGUUAUCAUAGCUGUAAACAGAUUCUCCGAAGGAAACGAAAUAAUAUUGGAAAUUCUAUCAAUAACUGGUUGUUGUUUGUCUAUAAUAGGUAUUUUAUUAGUUGUCAUAACCGCUCUUGUGUUCCACUCCUGGCGGAAAGAAUUUAGUAACAAAAUUUGGCUUCAACUUUGUCUGGCUAUAUUCAUUUUCAACUGUUGCUUCUUGUUGAUAACUUUUAUAGAAUUCGAGCCAGAUAUUUGGUGCGUGACAACAGGAGUAAUAAUGCAUUACUCUUUACUUGUGUCGUUCUUUUGGAUGUUAAUAGCUGCUAUUGUAUCUUACGAGCGUCUAGUUUUAGUAUUCAAAAGGGAUAUAACACGAAAGCAUCUAAAAUCAUCUUUGUUAGCUUGGGGAAUUCCUCUGUUCAUAAUAGCUAUUCUAUUUUAUAUUAAUCCUGAGAGUUACGUGAAUAAAUUUGAGGAUACUUCACGUAAUUCGAGUUUCUGCUAUCCAUCUGGGUUAAGUUUAUGGUUGACGGUGUACUUACCGUUAACUUUUAUUUUGUUUAUAAAUUGGACGUUAUUCAUCCUAAUUUUACGUUCUAUGUUUGCUACUAAAAAAAUAAGGCGUCACGGAAAUUCUAAGGAUGCUUUAAGAUCAGCAGUUGUCAGCAGUCUGUUGGUAUUUUUGUUCGGUCUUCCAUGGAUAUUUGGUCUUAUAGCAUACAAUAUAAUAGCAGCUUACGUUUUCACUAUAAGUGCAUCGUUCCAAGGAUUUGUAUUGUUCUUUUUUUUUAUAGUAGCUAAUAAACAUACGAGAGAUUUAUGGAUUAGGAAAUUGAGGUCCGAUAAGGGACGCGUGCCUGUGUCAGUGGCUACUGGAAGUGUUUCAUUCGAGGCUGGUGGUUCGGAUAGGAUUGCUAGUUCAAAUAAGGCUAAGGCUUAUUCAGUGGAACUGCAUCCUUUUGGAGCAGUGAAAUUGAGAGAAUCAGAUGAGAUAAAAUCUCUUUUACAAAGAGGUGUUUUAUCGUCUAAGACAGAGUAUACUCGACCAGAUCAGAAACCAGACGAGUAUUAUGAAUAAUAUGAUUUAUUCAUAAUAAUCGUCUGGAUUAAUGAAUAUAUUCAUAUAAUAUUAUAUAUAUAAUUUACAUUGAUUUUUAUGUAGAGAUAUUCAAUUUUAUACAAAUAA
Plodia interpunctella (Indianmeal moth) is the source of this 6194-nucleotide messenger RNA. RefSeq lists its product as uncharacterized. The transcript is spliced from 28 exons. Gene Ontology annotation, cellular component: plasma membrane. NCBI's taxonomy places the organism in Eukaryota, Metazoa, Arthropoda, Insecta, Lepidoptera, Pyralidae. Gene Ontology annotation, biological process: adenylate cyclase-activating G protein-coupled receptor signaling pathway; cell surface receptor signaling pathway. Gene Ontology annotation, molecular function: G protein-coupled receptor activity. The record is from RefSeq and is a predicted model, not a curated record. The coding region runs from base 309 to 6086 and encodes 1925 amino acids.